Messenger RNA from Anopheles coustani, 7483 nucleotides. It is a transcript of the gene RhoGAP100F, whose product is annotated as rho GTPase-activating protein 100F. Gene Ontology annotation, molecular function: protein binding. The record is from RefSeq and is a predicted model, not a curated record. Gene Ontology annotation, biological process: signal transduction. Lineage: Eukaryota; Metazoa; Arthropoda; Insecta; Diptera; Culicidae. The transcript has 16 exons. The coding region runs from base 1 to 5727 and encodes 1908 amino acids.
AUGCAGUGGAGGAAGUUCGCACGGCUGAAGACGACUGCUACCGGACACUCGCGUACGCGGAGGAUGCUUUGCUGUGGCCGAAGAAAGGAAAAUGGAAGAUCUGUGCCUGACCUCACCGCUAGCCCCGGGCGGGCACCGCCCGGUCCGAUGCCUUCCCACCAGGCGCAGGGUCUCCAGCAACAACAGCAACACCAGCAACACCAGCAGCAGGGAAUGCAGGGACACCACCAGCAGCACCAGCAGCAGCAGCAGCGCCAGGGCUCGAAGGAACCGGUGCUGCUGCAGGGCGACUUCCGGAAGGUGUCCGGCAUCAGCUCGGAGAUCUUCCGCCAGAUCGAGGCGGUGGAGAAUGACCACGAUCCCAGCACGGCCGCUGCGCUGGAGGUGGUGGAGCGGCGGGGGGAAAUGAUAGUUCGCAUCCUGGAGCCGCGAUGCAUGGGCAGCCGGCAGGCGAUCGAGGCGGGACAGAAGUUCCUCAACAAGAGUGAUGCCCGACACACGGUCCAGCUGGUGGAAAUCGUCAAGCGACCGGGCCAAACGCUGGGACUGUACAUCCGCGAGGGCAACGGAGCGGACCGGUCGGACGGUGUGUUCAUAUCUAGGAUAGCUUUAGAGUCGGCCGUUUACAACAGUGGCUGCCUGCGGGUUGGUGAUGAGAUACUGGCGGUCAACCUGGUGGACGUGACGCGGAUGUCGCUGGACGAUGUGGUGAUCAUCAUGUCGAUCCCGCGCCGCCUGGUGCUGGCCAUCCGCCAGCGGCGGGGCAACCGGGGUGCCAACUCGCCCGGCCCGCCCCAGAUGUCGCGGCCAGAGCAGAAACCGCCGCCGGUCGUGGUGAUCAAGCGGGACCUGCGCGACGAAGACCUGGACGACUCGGACCGGGCACCCCGAUCGUCGCGGUCGUCCCGUGAGCGGCGCACCGGCGAUGGGCGCGAGAUGACCGAGUCCCGUUCGCGUCUCGGGUUGGGCCUAAACAAUUACAGCCCGCAGAGCGAACAGCUCGACCUGUACUACGGCGGCGGAGGCGGCGGCGGCGGGCGGCAUGGGCCGGGAGGGGGCCCGGUCGAGACGCCCAGCUGGGGCUACAAGCCGCCGCCCCCGCCGUCCGUCAUCACGGAGCAGCCGAAGGGGAUGCACGGAGGAGGAGGCGGUGGGUUCCACACGUCGCACUCGUACUACCAGAACGCGGGCACGCUCGAGAGCCUGGCGGAGAAGGUGCACGCGUUCUACCCGUCGGCCACGACGAGCCGGCGGAUGUCGGCGGGCGGGGCAGGGGUGGCCAUGAGCCAAUCGCACCAGCGGUUCCCCCGCAGCGGCUCGGACCAGCAUUUGCCGCGCGUGGAGUACGCGGACUACGCCUCCCUGGGGCGUCAUCCUCUGCUGGCUCGGUCCAGUCUGAAGAACGACCUCGUCGGUGCGGCUCCUAUCGCUGGAGGGACGCUGGGUCGGUACGGACGGUACGAUGGGCAACCGGGUCAGCCUGGUCACGGGUCUUCCCGUGGGCCCAAGUACGGGCCGAGUCCUCUCGGGGCCACCGGAUCUCUUCAGAGGCGCUCACGGCCCGCUCUCGACUACUCCAGCGAUACGGAGGCGACGAUUGGACCGCGGCCGAGCUACUACUACUACAAUCACCCGGCGAUGGCGGGGCCAGCGGGUGGCGGCGGAGGGGGCAGUAUGGGACGAGGCAGCACGCAGGCGCUCGGCGGUGGUCCCGAGUUCGCCAAGUUCAACUCGCUGCCUCGCGAGCGGCCCGGAGCACGUCUAGGUCUCAGAGGGCGCAUCGUCGAUCGGCUGCAGGACGAGGCGGACGGUAACGUGUCCGCGCCGGAGUACUCGUUGCCGAUACGGCGUGAUCUGCGGGACCUGCGCCAUCGCAUCACGGCCAGCCCGUCGAUCUUCACCUCGGACGAGUACCGGGCGUGGUUGCGGCGAGCUCCCAGCAGCUCCGCCAUCUGCGAACAGAUGCGAGCCUCGCGGGAUCUGCUGAACCAGCAGCGAGCGCACAGGUUCUCCUGCAGCGCCGAGAACAUCCACGACGUGCUGAAGAACACCGAGCACAUCUACAGCAGCCGCACCGGACUGGUCGGUGCGGGUACCCUCGACCGGCACUCGCUGGCGGCGGGCGGUCCUCGGAUGUCCUCGCUUCCGGUGCGCUCCCUAUCCUCGCAGCACAUCGGAGGGCCAUCGUCCAUCCGCUCCCCGAGCGUACGUCGUAUGCGCCAGCUGCUGGAGUUGACUCAGCAGGGUGCGGCUGGUCUCGGGGGCGUCGGCGGUGGCAUCCCUAGCUCGGUCGUAGCAGCCCUCGCCGGUCAUCAGAGUCCGGCACCGACGCCAAGCACAACACUGCCCCGAGCGCACCGCCAGAUCGACAUCAACCCGGCCGAGUACACCAAGUACAAGCUGGAUAAACCGGUCGUGGACGCGGUCGGCAUGUCGGGUAUGCUGUGGAUCCACCUGCUGGCGGGCCGAGGACUGCGCGCUAUGUCCGACACGCCGUCCCAGCUGCAGCAGCCGCUCAUCCGCGAUCUCUACUGCGUGCUCGAGUGCGACCGUAUCCACAAGGCGCGCACCGUCGUCCGGUCCGGCGACCUGCAGUUCGACUGGGAUGAGUCGUUUGAGCUCGAUCUCGUCUGCAACAAGCAGCUGGACGUGCUCGUCUACUCCUGGGACCCACAGCACCGGCACAAGCUGUGCUAUCGCGGGGCGCUCUCACUGACCACCUUGCUACGACAAUCACCGAUUCAUCAGCUGGCGUUGAAGGUUGAACCGAGGGGUACCAUCUAUCUGCGACUAAGGCACACGGACCCGUUCCAACUGUUCCGACGACGUGGUCUACCGAGCCUGCGGGGUAACGUACCAGCCCUGUUCGGUGCCGACCUCGAGACGGUGGUGACGCGCGAGUCCAAGGGUGCACCAGGCUGCGCUCCAGUUCCUAUCAUACUGCGCCGCUGCGUCGAGGAGGUGGAACGACGCGGCCUAGACAUCAUCGGCCUCUACCGUCUGUGUGGUUCCGCGACCAAAAAGCGUCUCCUAAGGGAAGCGUUCGAGCGGAACAGCCGCGCCGUGGAGCUGACGCCGGAGCACGUGCCGGACAUCAACGUGAUAACGGGCGUGCUGAAGGACUACCUCCGGGAGCUGCCAGAGCCACUGUUCACCAAGUGUCUCUUCCAGAUGACCGUGGACGCCCUAGGUGUGUGUCUCCCGGACGACCCCGAGGGUAAUGCCAAACUCAUGCUCAGUAUUCUGGACUGUUUGCCGCGCGCGAACAGGGCGACACUCGUAUUCCUGCUCGACCACCUGUCGCUGGUCGUGUCCGCCUCGGAGCGCAACAAGAUGUCCGCCCAGGCCCUCGCGACCGCCCUCGGCCCGCCGCUGAUGCUGCACUCGGCCAGCGUCGGCGCGAACGAGGAGAUCGACCACGCGCAACCGAUCGCGGUGCUCAAGUACUUGCUGCAGAUCUGGCCGCAGCCGGGCUCGGGGGCUCCCGGCGCCUCCGGCGUGCCCACUUCAGAGUCCUAUGUAGACAGGUCGGCGCGGCGAGCCAGUCGAGCCGCGUGGAAACAAAGCCAGUGCGUUGCAAGUGGGCAAAUCGGGGCCGCUGCAGCAGCCGCUACCGCCGGCCAGCAGCCACCAGCGCAGCAGCAGCAGCACCAACAUCCACCAUCUCAGCAGCAGCCGCAGCUCCAGCAGCACCAACUUGGUGGCGGCCUCGGCGUCGGCGGCGGCAGCGGCGGCAGCAGCGGCGGGCUCCAUCAGCUCCACCAGCAACCACAGCCACUCCAGCCACAGCAACCCAGCAAUCCAUCAACCACAUCCUCAACGCUCGGUCAGCAUCUGCUCUCAGCCACUCCCAGCACUCUUCAGUAUCAAUCAGUAGUGGCUCAGUUAGCUCAAUCGCAUCGAGCCUUGCAACAAGCGGGCCAACAGCACCAUCAAUCGGAGGUCUCAGCGGGCUUGGCGGAGCGCGUCCAAUCGCCACAUCACGCCACACCCUCCCCAAGCUCUAGUUCCACAUCGUCCGCGUCCGGUUCUGGGUCGGGUAGGUGUACUGACACAAUCAAGCGUGGAGCGUCACCAGCUUCUGUUAAGUUUAAGGAAUCCACCAGCAACUACUCCCUCAAGUCGGGUGACACGCAAGGCCGCGGCAUCCUCAGCGGUGGCAAGCAGCAACCCUCAUCACUCUACUCGACCGGCUACGGAGGGGCAGCGAACGGGCACUCGGCGACAUCCGGCAGUGCCACGACCUCGGCAUCCCUCGCCGCAGACCUCCUGCACACCGGUUCGCGAACCAGCGGACUGUUUGCGUCGUCCGCCGGGGAUUACCUUUCCUCGACGUCGUCGAUCGCGUCGUCGGUUGCGUCGUCGGCGGCGGGCGGAGGAGCACCCGUUUCCGUGACCAGCACGCUCAACAUCACCACGUUCAGCUUGGACGAGAAGAACAACCUGGUCGUGUCGCCGUCACCGUCGUCCGCGUCGGAGUCGUCGUACCGUUCGUCGAGUCCGGCCUCGAGCAUUCAGCGCGACCGAUCACCCAACAGCCUCGGGGACAGUGGGUCCCGUGGAGCGCCGACGUCCAGCUCACCGUCGCCGCUGCGCCGUCAGGAACAGUUCGAGCGUGCCGAUAGCGUCCCGGUGGCGUCCUCUGCGUCAUCCUCGACCGCUUCGGCGGCGGGGGCAUCGAGUUCUGGCAAUCCGGCAGUCACGACGGCAUCCUCCGGCGGGUCGUUCAUGUCGUCGCUGCGUAGCCAAACGCUCGGCAGCUAUCAGUUCCCGUCGACCAGCCUGAAGCUGCCGGGUCAGCUGAGUAGCAGCGGUUCGCAGGACUCGCAGGACGAUGGCAGUACCUCGUCACUGCUGCGAAAGCUCACCUCGUCUCUGUCGCGUACGAUCGUCAGCAACACCGGCACCCUUCCGUUGUCGUUGGGCCGCGAGAAGCUUAGCGAGCUGUCCGGCUCGGGCGCCGGCUCGGGUGCACGGACUAUGAGCUCCUCCCUCGGGUACUCGGGACUCGGCGGAGGGUCAUCGGCGUUGGAUGGUGGCACUUCGGCGUCCUCCUCGGCAGGCACUGGUGGCAGUGGCAUAGGGUCGGCAGCCUCGGUUACGUCGGCGGCGGCCGUCACGAGCAUGAACCUCUACGGCACCCUGCCGAAGACUCACUCCUCGCUCUACUCGUCGUACGGUGCGCGGGAAGGUGGCGGCACCACCUCGGUGAGUGCGUCCGGGAGUGUCCUUUCCGGCCUGCUGUCCGGUACGACCAGCUCGUACGGCAUCAGCGAACGGCUGAGGGCGCUCACGACGGGAUCGACGGGCAGUGGCGUCUCGGGUGGGAGUCUCGGGGAGGGAGCCGGUUCCACCGGUUCCUCGACGGGCAUGGACAGUGGCGCCGCCUCGUCGUCGGCGGGCGAUCUCGAAAGCAGUGCGUACGACUACGAAUCGUCCGGCUUUUCGUCGGCGUCGUACAGCGGUAUGGCCACCUCGGGGGCCUCGAUCGGCUCGGGUGGUGGGCUCUCGUCGUCGUACUUCAGCACCGGCAGCAACAGCAACAGUCCGUUCGCCACCGGUGCUGGGGGGGCGGGAGAGCGGGCGAGCGAUUCCAACACCAACGCCGCCCCUUACCGGGUGCAGUACGCGUCCACCAACCCUUUCCUACCCAGCUUCAACCCAACCAGUGACGGUAGUAACGGUAGUAACCCCAAGGACGAUGACGAGCCGUUCGAUAUGAAGUGAGCGCGCUGCCAAAAUCAGUCCCGUGGAUGGGUGGAUACUUCCCUGUAGCAAAAACAAAAAAAAAAACUCAACCAACAGUAUUAACACAAACAUUCCCGGUUUGUUCAAAAGUCCCCCACUACCUUGUCCAACACAUUAGCGAGGCCAACACACCAAAUGAAGGAAGUUGAAUCGAUUCGCCAUUUAUUUCGAAACCGUUAGGACCCUAUCCUCACGCCAUGUAACACCAAUUCAAUCGUUUUCGUUCCUCAACAAGGAACCCCCUAGGAACAAUCCAUACGUCGUCUACGUUGACAGCGUGUAGCCCGUUUGACGUUCGAUUGGAAAGGUUUAUUUAGAUUACUUUUUCCCGUUAACGAUGUUAAUGCCAUGUUACUCGGACACCGUUUCUCCGUUACCAAUCGUAUGUUAAAUUGCGCCGGUGUGGUGUAAGUUUAGGGAAAGUUGGUGCAAACGUUAGUUGGAGUUCUUAAAAUUGCCGAAGAAUGAAUUCAAGUGAGUCAAUAACUAAAAGACUCAUUGCAGGAAAGGCAGGCACAGAAAAAUAAGAAACAAAGAAGUAAAAGAAAUAGUAAACGAGUAAAACAAAAAAAACAUCGCUACAGUGCUGAACGGAAAAUGUUAGUAAAGGAUAGAACAAUUUACGUAUAUUCGAUACGCUUUAAUCGUGAAUGUGGAUGGAAACGUAAUAAUUACAAUAAUGAAUUAUCGAUAAAAAAAAACACACACACACACAUCCAACAAUAAUUAUGUGCUUGCUGAUUGACCAUUUAACGAAAUAUUCGAACUUAUACUAAUGUACUCCGAUAGCAAGUUUGGAACAGAAUACUGAACUGUAGAACAAAGCAGAACGAUCAGAACCAACAGUGAGAAGCGGAAGGUGCUGUUUACAACAAACAGUAUCGAAAACAAAGGCGCAAAACGAACACAAAGUUAAUGUGAAAGGGAAAACUGAUAGUAAUAGUUUAUACACACAAACAAAACCAGACUAUUGCAAAGAACGAAAUGAAACGAAACAGAAAUGACACAGAACCUGUAUAAAAGCCAGCCAAAAGAAAGGUAAACCGAUCGAUCAUGUUUCAAGUUCCAGCAUGCAUUUAGCAACAUAUACAAUAAACAAAAUAAAGCGAAACAGAACAAGACUUACCCUUUUGAAGCAACUCUUGACAAGGAUCUAAGCACGGGAGGAGUGGAAAACUUUAGUCAUCAAGGGCAAUGCUAAAUGAAACUCAGCACAACAGUUAGACACGACGUAUAUACGCGAGAGAAAAGAGGGAACUAAUGUAGGCUUACCAAUGUGUGAUGUAAAGUGUCACAAACGUUAGAAAGAAUGUUCGAGGGAAACUGUGGUGGAGUGAGCUUUCGUUUUUCUUAUGAUCGCAACGUAGGACGAGAAUAUUGAAGAUAAUUAAUAAUGCAUAGGAAAGCGAUCGAUCCUGUACUCUCGAUAUGCAAGUGGCAACAUUCAUCAUUAGUACGCAUGAUGAGUCCUCGAUCCCGCCUUAGCUCGAAUUACACUUAACCUCGUUGGUUUUGUUUUGCGCGUCGAUACGAUCGGAACGGAAACCCGCUAGCUCUCUGUAAAUAUAGCGCAAAACAUACGCUUUCCCGGGAAACUCGGCUUGAGUAUCCUUUGCAACGUUUUGCAAACAGAAAAAAAAACAAAUGAAAAGGCAACGAAACUUAAAGAAAAAAAAAACGGUGGAAAUGCCGGGGUACCAUUUUCCUACCAUUGCACCAUUAGGGAGUCACCCAC